This is a messenger RNA of Petromyzon marinus (sea lamprey), 3077 nucleotides long. Lineage: Eukaryota; Metazoa; Chordata; Hyperoartia; Petromyzontiformes; Petromyzontidae. The record is from RefSeq and is a predicted model, not a curated record.
GGUGGGUGAGUGAAUGAGUGGGUGGAUGAGUGGGCGUGUAAACAUCGCCACUGGAGGGACAGAAGCCGACCGGGCGUGGCCCACCCACCCCCUCGUGCGUCCACAGUUCCGGCUUUUAAAUAGGCUGCUGCUCGCUAACAGCACUUGCCCCUCCAGCCUGUCUCAGGCUACACGGGGGGCCUUUGUCUCUGUAGUAGCUGUGUAAGUAGCGCGUUGCGCGCCGCGUUUAGCCGCCCCACGCUCCCCUCUCACUCCGAGGAAACGAGAAGAUGCCAGGUGUAGUCGGCACUUGGCUUCGUUCGUCAAUUCGCUUUUUUUUCAAUGCUUUGCUUGAUGUGCCAUGCCCCCCCCCCCCUUUUUUAAAUGAAUGAUUUCACAAAAGACUUCACGCUCUGCUCUCCUCCUUCUCGUGCCGGGCGCUGGACGCGGGGCGGUGAGUCCGCUCCUCCCCCCUGUGCCAGGCUCCGGAUUUUUGUCUCUGCGCCCGAUGGAGGCGUUCGUCAAGCGAGAGAACGAAGAGGAGAGGCCGCCCCGGGCGGAGCUGCGGGCUGAAGUGACGGCACGCGGCAGCGAUGAGGCUCCCAUUCGGAUCAAAGAGGAAGAUGACCGGUGCCCACCGACUGCUGCUGCUGCUGGCGCUGGUGGUGGUACUGUUGGAGAGGACAACCCGACCGUCAAAGAGGAGGACCUUCACAUCAUCGAGGUGGACUUCCAGACCGAGGGAGAAGUCGCCCAGCACCUGAUGGUGGCCGACGGCUCCUCCUCCUCCGUGGCGGUGGUGGAGCCAGGGGGAGGGUCGUGGCUCUCGCCGGAAAGACGCCGGGUGGAUUCGGCGCGCGUGGCGGAGAUCGAGGUGGUGCUGGAGGGGGACGACGACGAUGCAACAGAAGAGGCUGACGAUGACGACGACGAUGCCACGCCCCGAAGUCGCUCGACUAAGACGGCCAGGAAGGGGUUUGUGGGAACGUUCGGCCUGCGGGCGCCACCGCUCCACCGCUCGACACUCCGCGGCGACCUCUGGGCUCACCAGGGCAACCUCCAGAUUCCCCCGGGGGGCGACCUUCGGACCUACCAGGGCGACCUCCGGGGUCGCCAAGGCAACCUCUGGGGUCGCCAGGGCAACCUCCGGAUUCACCAGGGCGACCUUCGGAUUCACGAAGGCGACCUCCGGGCUCGCUGGGGCGACCUCCGGGCCCCGGUCUCCGUUCCGAGCCACGGCCGAGACGCGGCAGGGAGCCGCCGCUCGGCGAGGAUCAGGAGGCGCCGCGUCGUUGCGCUUCCGCCGCGGACUCUGGGGAGAGCCCACGAGGUGUCCGGCGACGAACGGGCGGACGGGCGCUUCAACGACGACGCCGCCGCCAGUGGUGGUGGUGGUGCUGCUGGUGCCAAGGAGGAGGUGAAGAAGGAGGCGGAGGAGCGAGUUGUCGCGCCCAGCACCUUGAGAAUCUCGGACCCGGAGGUGGCGCUCGUGUUUUUCCUGGCGCUCGUCCUGCGCGCGCUGCUGGGCGCGGCGGAGAUGCGACGGAGGGCCGACCGCGCGCGGACGAGGAGGGCGGCGGCGGCGGACGCGGCCGUGGCGUUCCGCGGAGGAGACGGCGGCGGCGGCGGCGGCGGCGGCUUGGAUCGGCUGAACGAGAUACUCGGCAGGCGGCGAGCGUCCAGAAGGAGAAUCCUUCACUAUCUGUUCCAGCGCAAGCGCAGGGCUUCCGUGUGGACGCACGUCCGCUCCUCCGACUGGUGGGAGCGGGAGGCGAGCUCCUUCACGGACGCCCAGUGGCUCCGGAGCUUCGGCUUGUCACGCGACGCCUUCGCCGGGGUCUGCAGCGCCCUGGGGCCCGCGCUGCAGAGGCGCGACACGACCUUCCGCCUGUGCGUGCCCGUCGACAAGAGGGUGGCCAUGGCCCUGUGGAAGCUGGCGAACGGCGGCGGCGGUGGCGGCGGUGCUGGCUACAAGGGCGCGGCGCAGCUGUUCGGCGUGAGCGUCACCACGGUGUGGCGCUGCGUGCAGGAGUUUUGCAGCGCCGUCUCCCAAUCGCCGAGCGCAGAGCGGCUGGCGCAAAUGACCCAAGGAUUCCACCGGCGAUGAGAGGGCAGGGGCGGAGCCGAAGCCAGGGGCGGAGCCAGAGGCAGGGGCGGAGCCAGAGGCAGGGGCGGAGCCAGGGACGGGGCCAGAGCACACUCCGUCCACCACGCGACCAAGUCAUUUACAUCCGUGGGACAUGCGCGGUCAAUAAUUAUUACGUUUGAGGGUCAGAAGUGUUUUUCGACACCCCAGGUGCAGCAACAGACACCAAAGUGAGACGAAUUUUUGGGAGUUUGACGCGGACAGUUUGGCCUUCACUUGGCGGCGCGAGGGUGGCACGCUCGCGUCGUCGGCGUGUAGCCGACCCCAUGCCGUAUAGGUCAGUCCCAACGCAUAGCCCCUGCACGGUUCCCUUGCUGGUAACUCCGUGGGCUGAACCGCUGCCGUCGUCGCUGGCGUUCCCGGGACAGUUGGCUUACAACGGGCCGCACCCGAUGGGGUCCUUUUGAGGUAGCCUUGACAAUGCGUCGGCGUUUCCGUGUUUUGAGGCCCUUCCGAUGUGUAAAUCUGAUACGAGUCCUCCUGCAAUUCUCAUAGCCAAGCGCGCCAGCUGAACCCGACGGCUGUUCUGUGCGCAAGGAGGACUGGAACGCGGUGUGAUCGGUGCAUAUAGGUAGGGUCUGUACAGCUGAACGAAGUGCACUACCGCCAGCAGUUCUCUGAGAGUUACGCAAUAACACUGCUCCACCGGCAAUAGGACGCGACGACCGGAAGCAAUCACUUCAACCCCAACCUACAGCUGAGAGAGGACAGCCCCUAUCCCCAGAUCACAGGUGUCCAUGUCCAAGAUGAAGGGCAGGGAGAAGUCUUGGGUAUGCUAGGGGUGGGGCAUUUGCGAGCCGAUCGCGCAGCGUGACAAAGGCCGUUUCUUCCUCUACCCCCCAAUCAAACAAUGGAACCCACCAACUCACACACGCACCCACCCACACAUUCAUCCACCCACUCGCACAAUCACCCACCCACACAUUCAUCCACCCACUCACACACGCACCCA